Molecule: messenger RNA, 1439 nt
Organism: Stegodyphus dumicola
Lineage: Eukaryota; Metazoa; Arthropoda; Arachnida; Araneae; Eresidae
Gene: Mt2
Product: tRNA (cytosine(38)-C(5))-methyltransferase
Cellular component (GO): nucleus
Molecular function (GO): methyltransferase activity
Source: RefSeq, a predicted model, not a curated record
AAAGUGAGGUUUGGGGUCUAGACACUUGUUUUGCGACGAACAGAUAAAAUAGACAGAUGUCAUAAAUCGACUGAAAAUAGAAACGUAUCAGGUCGUAAAUCAUUGAAGGACAUUUGGAUUAAAUCAGUGUUAAAACUGGAAAAGUUGUUUCAUUUUUAGAAAAGGAAUCAGAAUAAAACAUCCUUUUAGUAAAAGAAGUAUGAAACUACCACAAUCUUUAAAUUUUCAAGAUGAUGCUAUAUUGAAGAAAUAUCGUUUAAUGGAAUUGUACAGUGGAAUUGGAGGGAUGAGAUAUGCAAUAGAAGCUGCUGGGAUUCCUUUUGAAAUUGUAGCUGCUUUUGAUAUAAAUCCCUUCGUUAACAAAAUAUAUUGUCAUAACUUUGGAUUUCAUCAUUUGUCAAGAAAUAUACUGUCUCUCACAGCAGCUGAAGUGGAAUGCUUAAAGGUGGAUAUUAUUACUUUAAGUCCACCAUGUCAGCCUUUUACUAGAGUUGGUUUGAAGAGAGACAUCGAGGACGAAAGAACAAACUCUUUCCUGCAUGUUUUGAAUGUAAUUUCUGAGCUUCAGAAGAAACCACUUUACUUGAUAUUGGAAAAUGUGCAGGGAUUUGAAAAUUCUCAGACCAGAAAAAAGCUAAUUGAAACACUGAAAAAGAGUGGAUAUAGGUAUCAAGAAUUUCUUCUUUCUCCUAAAGACUUUGGCAUUCCAAAUUCUAGACUUCGUUAUUAUAUAAUAGCCAAGCAACAGCAACUGCCAUUUUCUUUUGAUUGUGUUCAACAGGUUCUUUUUAAAAUGCCAAAAGAAGCAUACUCUUGGACAGCAGUGUGUGAAAAGUGUUGUCAGCAACAAUACUCUGCAAGCAUUCCUAGGUGUUCUGUAGGACACUUUUUAGAAGAAAAACCAGAAGAAUAUUUUAGUAGUUUCUUAAUCUCUGAUGAUGCAUUAUUAAAGCAUUGGACCGUCUUUGACAUGGUAAACAAGUCUGGCACUAAUUCUUGCUGCUUCACUAAAGCUUACAGACAUUAUGCUCAAGGAACUGGAUCAGUUUUAUUUUCAGUUGAAGACUCAGAAGUGUCUGACAUUUUAUCUCGUGUUACUUCAACAAAUGUGAGUGAAGAUAAGCUUGCCUUACUGAAAAAAUUGCAGCUUCGAUAUUUUACACCAAAAGAAAUUGCAAAUAUUAUGUGCUUUCCUAAACAGUUUGACUUCCCAGAAGAUGUUACCAUCAGACAAAGGUACAAAGCUUUGGGGAACAGCUUAAAUGUGUUUGUUGCUGCUUGUGUUAUACAGCUGUUAUUUGAAACUUAACAAUGGCAUAUCAGAUGUAUAUGUUUGUUUUUAUAUAAAUGUGUAAGUGAAGCUAAUUCAAAUAACAUUGGCCAACUAAAUGUAGCUUUUUGCUUGUCAAGUGGAAGUAAAAGUGUGAUUCUUAUGUGCA